AUGUUCGCUGUUGUAAUCUUAAGAUCAGGUAGAGAGAAUCGGAGAAAGGAAGCUUCUGGAAUCUUGAUAGGUCCUGGUGGUUUCUUUAACGCUGCUUUGGUUCACAGAAUACUUGAACAAAGCAGGAAGCUCUCUGAAUGCAACUACUCACCACAUCUACAAUCUCGGUCCAGGUUGAUAGAUGGGAAUAAGCAUCAUAUACUCACAGCAGCUCAUCCAUCUGGUCUGUCGGCGCAUAAAGGCUUCUUCAAUUGCAGGCAUUUCUCUCGAUCAAACCAGCUGCUCGAGCAAAUGGGGAUUCCUCCCAUAGACUGGCAACUUUAA
Microthlaspi erraticum is the source of this 324-nucleotide messenger RNA. The record is from the annotation of a GenBank genome assembly. Lineage: Eukaryota; Viridiplantae; Streptophyta; Magnoliopsida; Brassicales; Brassicaceae.